CUGCCACCACCUUAUCUGAAUUCGCCUUGAUGUAUAGUAUGUAUAUAUACUCUAUUUUCUUCUCUCAAUAAGUGUUUUUAAAAGGAAUAAAUUUAAAAUGUCAUCAUCAAACUCCAAGGAAUUUCUUACCGAGAACCAUUGUUUUACACAUUACGAGAUUAUAAGAAUAAAUUGUACAUGGGUCAUACGUUAUUUUCUUUCUUGUUCUAAUUUAAUAGAUGAAUGGAAGUCUCCAAUAUUUUCUUCCAAUGUAUAUGAAGAAUAUAAAUUCUCUUUAUACAUUAAACGUUCAACUUCAAAUGCGGAUUGGAUCGAAAUCUAUUUAUUGUAUUCAGAUCCCUCCGAAAUUUUAGAACCAAAGCUCAAAUAUAAAUUUUCUAUAUUAAAUGAAAAACAAGAAGAAAAAUAUGGUCAUACAGCUACUAUAAAAGCAGACAGGAAAAAUACUAUGCAAAAAAUUCAUUCCGUUAAAAUUAUAAAUGAUCUGUUAUGUGAAGACAAGUUGACAAUAUGCUUUGAAAUGAGUGUUGCUAAAUUUAUAAAUAUAACCCGUCUACCACUUGCCAUGCCCAAAUCUCAAUUAAACAAAGAUUUCGGAAUGCUAUUUCAAAAUGGAAAACUCACUGAUUUUAUAUUAGUUGGAGGUGGCAAGGAAUUUCAUGUACAUAAAGCUAUAUUGGCCGCACGAAGUAAGGUAUUUGCUGCCAUGUUUGAACAUGAAAUGCAGGAGAAUAAAUUGAAUCGUGUUGAAAUAAUGGAUAUUGAUCCAGAGGUCAUACAGGAAAUGUUACUAUUUAUUUAUACUGGCGUAGUAACAAAACUAUACAAAAUGGCGAAAUUUCUUUUAGUAGCAGCAGAUAAAUACGCUUUGGAAGGUCUAAAGGAAAUGUGUGAGAAAACAUUACUUGACCAACUAUCUAUUGAUAUAGCAGCUGAAACUUUAAUAUUAGCCGAUCGGCAUAAUGCACUCGAAUUAAGAGAAAAAGCUAUAGAAUUUAUAAAUGACAAUUCCAGUGAAGUGGUGAAAACUGAAGAUUGGAAAAAUAUGCAGGAAACACAUCCUUAUUUGAUUGUUGAAGCAUAUCAAAGAAUGGCAAAUGCAUCAAAUACUAAAUAAACUAAUACAAAUGGAGUAAAGAAAUAAGCUGGAAAUAAUUUUUUUUUAAUUUGUUAGCUAUAAGAAUAUACUUUUAUUAAUAAAAAUCUUUAAAAUAUAUAUAAAGUUGUGACUACUAUAGCCCAGCAUACUCUAACUAUACGGAUUGUAGCACAGUGUAUUACUACCAACUAAUUAAUAAGAAUGAAAAGUAAAGGUUUAUAAUAAAUAAUUAUACAUAUUUUUAAAUUCUACAUUAUAAGUAUAUACCUAUUGUUUUUUUUUUUUACAAAAUAUCCAUAUAAUAUAUAAUAACCCUUUUAAUGUCUGUAAUACAGCCUAUAAUACUGACUACUACAUUUAAUAAACUAUUAAAACUUUGUAGCACAGUGUUGCUAUUUUAAACAAAAUCCAACAUGCCCGCCAAAUGACUACCAACUAAACACAGUUAAACGGUAAAUUUCUAUUGUAAAUUAAAAUUGAACUAUUGUGAUUGAAAAAGCCAUUUCAUUUAAUUAAAAAGUCAUAGUUAAAGAGAAAUGUUGUAAAAUUUAAAUAUCAGUGUUUAAUUGCAA
This is a messenger RNA of Lucilia sericata (common green bottle fly), 1671 nucleotides long. RefSeq names its product speckle-type POZ protein B-like. Gene Ontology annotation, biological process: regulation of proteolysis; proteasome-mediated ubiquitin-dependent protein catabolic process. The transcript has 2 exons. The coding region runs from base 98 to 1117 and encodes 339 amino acids. Gene Ontology annotation, molecular function: ubiquitin protein ligase binding. NCBI's taxonomy places the organism in Eukaryota, Metazoa, Arthropoda, Insecta, Diptera, Calliphoridae. Gene Ontology annotation, cellular component: nucleus; cytoplasm. The record is from RefSeq and is a predicted model, not a curated record.